AACUCAAUCCGCUUCGCUCGCUUGGCCCUGGGAAGAGAAGGGCAUCCUCGCCUCGCCUCCCUGGCUUGCCCUCUGCGCCUUCCUCUUCCUCCUCCUCCUCCGGCCAAAAUGCCUCGCUCUUUCCUCGUCAAGAAGCAUUUCUCGGCCAGCAAGAAGCCCAACUACAGCGAACUGGAAAGCCAGACCGUGAUUGUGUCCCCCUUCUUCUAUGAGAAGUACCCCCUGUCCGUCCUCCCCCAGCCAGACCUCCUGACCAACAGCCCUCACUACCCUUCGCUUGUCUGGGACACGGGGCUCCUCUCCAACUUCUUCACCUCUGAGCCAGAAUACCAGAAGAGCGCAGGCUCCCCUCCGAGCCCCGACUCCAAGCCUCUGGACCUGACCUCCUUGUCCAGCGAAGAGGAGGAUGGCAAGACGACCUCUGAUCCGCCCAGCCCAGCCUCCUCUUCAGCCACCGAAGCAGAGAAAUUCCACUGCGGCCAAUGCAGCAAGUCCUACUCGACCUUUGCGGGCCUUUCCAAACACAGACAGUUGCACUGCGACUCCCAGGCCAGGAAAUCUUUCAGCUGCAAGUACUGUGAGAAGGAGUACGUGAGCCUAGGAGCCCUGAAGAUGCACAUCCGAAGCCAUACCCUUCCUUGCGUGUGCAAGAUCUGCGGCAAAGCUUUCUCCAGGCCUUGGCUCCUGCAAGGCCACAUCAGAACCCAUACUGGUGAGAAACCGUUUUCCUGCACACACUGCAACAGGGCUUUUGCUGACCGCUCCAACCUCCGCGCCCACCUGCAGACCCAUUCGGACGUCAAGAAGUAUCAAUGCAAAACCUGCUCCCGGACUUUCUCCCGAAUGUCCCUUCUCCACAAGCAUGAAGAAACAGGCUGCACUGGAACACGCUGAAGGGUUCCUUCCGUCCUUCAAACACCAGAGACUCCUCCAUGCAAAUACAUGUAUUUUAACUAGCGUCUGUAGGAAGAUAGUUUCCGUUGAGUUGAACUUGCCAGCACAGUGUGUAUCGAACUGUUAUUUCCAGCUGCUUCAAGCCUUAAAGCACCCUACAUACAUAUACUUAGUUUGUUAUUGUUUUUCUCAAGGCAGCCUUAAAGACUGAUUUCCUUCCCUCCUACCCUGUCCCUUUUUCCUGGCAGUGGCAGGGUGUUUCUUGAUUCAGGACCACAUUGUUUGCACCACAAAUGGCUGUGGUUUCACAAAAUGCCAAAUGUGCUGAUGUUUUCCACUGAACCUCUUUCUGAACUCUCUGACCAAGGUGCAUGUGUAGCAUUCCAUCUCCUAAGAGCCCAGAGGAGCAUGAAAGGGAUGGUUAGACUACCUCUUUUUGCUCACAUUUAAUCUUUGGAGAUAUACUGCCACUGACCAUGGAGGUUCUGCUGGGAUUUGGUUUCUCUCUUUCUCUAUAUGUCUUAAUAGCCAUUGAGUCUUAUCCUCUGUGAAUUUCCCCCAUAUCUUUUUGAAAGCCAUCUUAUGCUAGAAGGCCAUCAUUAUGUUGUUUUUUUAAAGUUUUAAUCAUGUGUAGGAAUGUUCAGAAGGUGCUCCAUAUCUCUCAGGAUUAAGCCUUGCUGGCCUGAAGGAUAGCAGUAUUUGUUUUCUUUUGAGGGUGUAUGUGUGGCAGUGGGGAGGGUUUGGGAACAAUAAAUUUAGAAUUGACCCUGAACUGAAAUGCCUCGAAAUAAAAGAGAAGAAAGCAAAGCCUCCGCACCCGCCUGCUGCCACAGCCUGCCUCCGUCUCUCGCUCCUAUCAUUGUUAUUAUGCACCACCCGCCCCAGAAGGUGUAACUAUGCAGUAAUAUAGUGUUGCAUUCGCUUUGAGGCAGCUGCUUCUCCCACCAGCACAAUGCUAAUUUGCAAUGCCUCAAAAGAUUAACAAUGUCUCGCUGGGAAGGCAUUGGGUAGCCAUUUCAAACCAAGACUCCUGUUUACAGAGCAGCUAUGCACUCAAGCACCUGUUAAUAUGACUUCUUUGAACAACUGCUUUUUUUCCUCUCAAAAGAACUGUGACUAAUAGCAGGCACUUGUCGGGCGAUACAAUAGCUGGCCUGUGCAAAGAGGGCUGCCCAUUGACAGGUGUGUGCCAAAAUGGCUCUUUAUGGGCAUAUUGACAGGUGCCGCCUGAAUGCAUCUUUUUCUUUUGUACAUUGUUUGUUUCCACACCGUAAAACAAAAAAAAGAAAGAAAAAGGGUAUGUUUACAUUUCAAAGGUACACUGGUAUUUAUAUAUUUUUGUGCCACAAUUUUAUACUGAUUAAAAACUUUUAUAUAAAUAUAUUAAAAAGUUAUAUGCAAUUUAUUGAUAUUCAAUAAAAUGUUUAAUUUAUAA
This is a messenger RNA of Anolis carolinensis (green anole), 2329 nucleotides long. RefSeq names its product snail family transcriptional repressor 1 (gene snai1). Gene Ontology annotation, biological process: regulation of DNA-templated transcription. NCBI's taxonomy places the organism in Eukaryota, Metazoa, Chordata, Lepidosauria, Squamata, Anolidae. The coding region runs from base 109 to 894 and encodes 261 amino acids. Gene Ontology annotation, molecular function: DNA-binding transcription factor activity, RNA polymerase II-specific; RNA polymerase II cis-regulatory region sequence-specific DNA binding. The record is from RefSeq and is a predicted model, not a curated record. The transcript has 3 exons.